Messenger RNA from Phaedon cochleariae (mustard beetle), 1350 nucleotides. Lineage: Eukaryota; Metazoa; Arthropoda; Insecta; Coleoptera; Chrysomelidae. The record is from the annotation of a GenBank genome assembly.
AAUUACCUGUCACCAACUCGAUAUUACUCUCAUCAUAUUAUUAUAAUAUAGUGACAUUAUAUACUGAAUAUUAUACAGUGGAAUAGAAUAUUGAUGAUUCGAAUCUGAUGGAUAUUUCUGCUGAUGGUAGCUCAGUUUCUCUAGUAGAAAGUGAAAAGGGCACAGCGGAAGCCAGAUCAAAUUGCAUUAGGAAACUUGGACUCAAUUUGAACGGAAUACCAGUGGUCUUUCAUCAAUAUAACACUCGACAUUCAACAAAACUGAAAAAAUUAUACGUGGACCUGAGCAACAGUCGUCUAGAAGCAGAAACAGCAAGAAGUACAGGGCGAGUCAGUGAAAACGGACGUUUCGAUCUAGUUCGCAGGGACAGCACUACAAGUCAAGAUAGCAGAGAAUUCGACCUUUCAAAUUACGAUUUUCAGCUAGCGAAAACAAAUUGCAAUAAUAUUAUGGACGACAGAGAAAGGCAAUGCAUAGAUGGCGUUAAUAGAGUCCAGAAAGCAUGGCUGAAAUAUUUUUAUGCCUUAUGUUUCGUAGGAAUUAUUUACAUUUACCUCGAGGUCAUCCACAACGGAGAAGAAAUAAGGAGAAUUACGAAAGAAGUAAACGGGUUGAAGCAAGAGAUACGCUAUGAGCCUGACGCCGAGGGCAAGUUCUACAGAAUAGAGACCAUUUUGAAUAACAUGAAACGAGAGCAAGAGGCGAAUCGAAAAUCCUUCAAGAAUUUGAUAAAUACGGAAUUGGCCAAAUUCAGUUCCGAUAAAACAGGAAAAACAGAUUUCGCUCUGGAAGCCUCAGGUGGUAAAAUCGUCAGUUUGACUUCUGGAACGGAGAACUUCGACUACACCAAGUCACUUUUCGGUAUCACGUUGUGCGAAGGAAUGCAAGGUCCAAGAGCAAUGCUUCAGGCUGAUAUGUCACCAGGACAUUGUUGGGCCAUCAAAGGUUCUCAAGGCGGUGCUAUCGUUAAACUGAUAGGACAAGUUGUAAUAAGCUCCGUCAGCAUAGAACACAUCCCUGAGUAUAUUUCACCUACCGGAGAGAUAUCAUCAGCUCCGAAAGAAUUUUCUGUCUGGGGUUUGAGGAGUGCUACAGACAGAGGGCAGCAAUUAGGCCAAUUCACUUAUGACAUGCACGGCCCCCUAGUGCAAACUUUCACCAUAAAAAAUUCGAAAACCUUCGAAUACGUCGAAUUCACCGUGUUGUCCAAUCAUGGUAAUUCCGAUUUCACAUGUGUGUAUAGGUUUAGAGUACAUGGCGAGCUGGAGAAACACUGAAGUAUACAAAGAACUGUAAAUACCUUUACAAAAUGUUCUUACAUUCUUUUACAAUAAAUUUUUUAUACCCAGA